GGGUUACACUGACCCAGCACUGGAAACACUGCUUGAACAUCAGCACAGUGUGAGGAGAGCUCCCAUCUCUGGCCUCCUUCCAGGGAACCAACAUGUCCAGUGACCCCCCUCCUCCAUACCCCGGGGGCCCCAGUGCCCCAUUUCUUGGGGAGAAAAACGGACAACCUUCAGUUCCUGCAGCCAGUGCUCCAGUAACGACAGGACCUCCACAUGGGUAUCCACUGCCUCCAGAAUAUGGACCUCCACCUUAUGAAGCCACACUUCAGCCUGGCUUUGUUCCUCCGCAUGUCCCAGGAGAAGGUCACAUGCCUAAACCUGUGCAUAUGUCAAUGCCCAUGCCUCAUCCUCACGGUGUUUACUAUGCUCCACCUGGACACUUUCCUCAUCCGAUAGCCGAGCACUAUGGCCCGGGGCCCAGUCACUUUGCUCCAGGUCACACAGCCACAGUUCUCGCUCCUCCUGGUGCCACUACCACCACCGUGACUGUUCUACAGGGGGAGAUGUUCCAAGCGGCUCCAGUGCAGACGGUUUGUCCACACUGCCAGCAACCCAUCGUCACCCGCAUCAGGCACGACAUCGGCUUCACAAAUACUCUUAUCUGUAUGUUCUGCUUCUUUGUGGGUUGUGAUCUAGGUUGCUGCUUGAUCCCCUGUUUCAUGGAUGACCUCAAGGAUGUGACACACACUUGCCCGAACUGCAAGGGCUAUAUUUACACAUAUAAGCGCAUAUGCUAACAGUUUAUCCCAUCAGCAAUCAUGCUGUGUCCUCGUUCUGGUGGGUGUAGAUGACCCGUUUUCAUUUCCCUCUGUUCUCUGUGGUCAUUUUGCCAACAUAUAUAUCAUUUUGUACAGGCACUUGACAUAGUUACUGAUGUCUCUAAAAUUAAGCAGAGGUUAUUAGCAAUCAUUGAAGGAUGGGUACGUUUUAUAUGAUGCAUGAUUGACAUUUACAUUGUGUCAUCCAAGCACUGUUUUUUUUUAGUAGUGCUAAGUGUGUACAUUUAGAGAAUAUGUGAAAACAUUAACCUUGAAAAGCUCAUCUGUGAAUAUUAGUGUGUAGCGAAACUACAUGAAGUUCACUGCAGGGUCAGUAUUGUUGGAUUGUAGGAUUAUUAUUUUAUGCAUUAUUGUUUAAAGUCUUAGAUGGCUGGGUCUGAGACUUUUGAAGUUCUGGGGUAACGUGAUUGCUUUUACAUGUGAAAAUGUCUCUAUGGUUGGCAUGAUAUGCAAAUGUUAUGGAAAUUGUUUUCUUUCUCUUUUGUUUUCAAUUUCUUAGAUUUGUUGAUAAGAUUCAAUUCCUGUUGAUUUGAGAUAUGCUUAUCAGUGUAACAUGCAUUGUUGUAUAGAUGUCAUUUUAGAUGAAGGAUUUCUGUUGAUAAAGGGAUCUGUAUGUCCAUGUAAAUAACAUUUGAUAAUUUAGAGAUGCUAAAUAGCUUUCAUUAAAGCUCAUGGUGUUUUAAAGGAAUAGUUCACCCAGAAAUGAAAAUUUGGUGACAAUAUACUCACUCUCAGGCCAUCCAAGAUGUAGAUGGGUUUGUUUCUUCAUUGGAUUCAACUGAUUUAGAGAAAUUUAGCAGUGAAUGGGUGCCGUCUGAACGAGAGUCCAAACAGAUGAUACAAACAUCAUAAUAAUCCACAAGUAAUGUGAGUAAUCUACAAACUGUGUUUGUAAAAAAAAAAAAUCAAGACAUUUUUAACUUCAAACCAUUGCUUCCAGAAAUAAAUUAGAAUCCAUAAUCCAUAUUGCUUUCCCCAACUGUUCCUUUAAUAUGGGAUGCAGUGAUGCUAGGGACAUAUUUGUGGAAUUCAACCAAUAUACAUUUUAUUUUUGAACUUUGAAUCAAAAUUAUAGCUAAGGUGCUUUUCAAACAACUAUACAAGCUGUUCUGUCUUAAAGUUAGCUGUUUGAGACUUCUGUAAACUAUCAUCUUUUAUUCAGGUCACGUUUAUUAAUCAUCAAUAAGGUAGAUCCGUGUUUACUGAUACUAAGAUUGGCAUAUGAACCUCUAUAAUUACAGAUAAGCAUUUUAAAAACGUAUUUUUUUAACAGUGAUACAGUAUGUUUAGAAGUGGAUGUUACAUUCUUUUUAUUUCUACUUGAUGUAGUGAAGUUGUCAUCUUCAAAAAGGGAAUAGUUUUUUGGUAAAGGCUGUUCUGCUUUGCUGUUGGAGCUCACCAGCAUGAUGAAGGUGGCUGUAUGACCACACUCUAAUCUUGCAUAGUGCUCUAUUGGGCCAUAUGUGCCCUCACGCUGGGCUGGUUGCUGAACUGGGCUUCAUAACUCAAAGCAGAUUAACCCUUCGCUUAUUAAUACUGUGUGCAACAGGCCACGAGGAUUUAAAGGAUGAUUGUCCUGAUCUUCCUUUUGUGUGUGUGUGUGUGUCUGGUCAGAUUGUGAUUGUGAUUUGAAUGGAAUUAUCCAAAGAUUUUCCUUUAUUUGAUUUACUGCUGAAAUUGGUACGAAGGCUACAGCAACAGCAGUGCUUAGACAAUAUAUCUCAAUAUUGAGACGUCUGUUUUUCAUCUUUUGUUUAAAACUACACUAAGUAAGCUUUGGCCCUGUAGCGGUUUAAAAAAAAAAAAAGAAACCUGCAUGCGUCUCGCGGAAUAACACAUUGUUAUGGUUGUGCUUCGGCUCUGCUCCUCUAAAGUGGAUGAAUGUAGUUUGACGCACUGCUGUAUCGGUGAGCGGGGUUUCUUUGGUUUUUCUAUAG
Molecule: messenger RNA, 2713 nt
Organism: Carassius auratus (goldfish)
Lineage: Eukaryota; Metazoa; Chordata; Actinopteri; Cypriniformes; Cyprinidae
Product: cell death-inducing p53-target protein 1-like
Exons: 5
Coding region: 93-734 (213 amino acids)
Biological process (GO): intrinsic apoptotic signaling pathway in response to DNA damage by p53 class mediator
Cellular component (GO): cytoplasmic side of lysosomal membrane; nucleus; cytoplasmic side of late endosome membrane
Molecular function (GO): zinc ion binding
Source: RefSeq, a predicted model, not a curated record